Messenger RNA from Sorex araneus (European shrew), 312 nucleotides. It is a transcript of the gene CYSTM1, whose product is annotated as cysteine rich transmembrane module containing 1. Gene Ontology annotation, cellular component: extracellular exosome. Bases 1 to 312 code for a protein of 103 amino acids. The transcript is spliced from 2 exons. The record is from RefSeq and is a predicted model, not a curated record. NCBI's taxonomy places the organism in Eukaryota, Metazoa, Chordata, Mammalia, Eulipotyphla, Soricidae.
AUGAAUCCAGGGAACCCUCCACCGUAUUCGGGUCCAGGCCCAUCGGCCCCAUACCCGCCUUAUCCGCAACAACCAAUGGGGCCUGGACCCUAUCCUCAAGGACCCUACGCUCCAGGGCCCUACCCACCUCCUCAGGGGUACCCUUACCAAGGAUAUCCACAGUAUGGCUGGCAGGACGGAACUCAGCAGCCUCCUAAAACCACAGUGUACGUGGUAGAAGACCAAAGACGGGAUGACGUGGGCUCUUCCACCUGCCUCACGGCCUGCUGGACUGCUCUCUGUUGCUGCUGUCUCUGGGACAUGCUCACCUGA